This is a messenger RNA of Cuscuta epithymum, 628 nucleotides long. Lineage: Eukaryota; Viridiplantae; Streptophyta; Magnoliopsida; Solanales; Convolvulaceae. The record is from the annotation of a GenBank genome assembly.
CGGGCGGCGUAGCUCCAGCGGCAAACAACCCACGAGCUCCGGAAUCAACGAAUGAUUCUCGACGAAGCAAUCGGCAUGCUAAAGAACAACGCCCCAGAUCCGGCGAAGCUUCCAGUAGCUUCUACCGGCGGCGUGCGGCGGCGUGAGGCGGCGGAGUACGGCGGCAGACGGCAACCAUGCUCUGAUACCACUGUUGGGAGUCGAUUUCUUUCCAGCUCAGGUCUCCAACCCUUUUGCUAUACUCUCACACACCACCCUAGGCUAGACCACAACACAACUCCAAGCUUCUUCUCUACCACUAAGGUAUUCUCUCUCACACUCUCACACAAAGGAAAUGGAGAAGAAGAAGAAGGGCACUGCUCUCUCUAAGAUUCACGCAGGCUGCUUCAACAAGGGAGAAGCAAAGCUACUAAAUAAUAGGCUGGUAGACACAAGGACACUCACAUGUGAUGCAAAGACAAGGAGGGCAGCACAGGACAGCUCAAAGGGGUCACUCCACAUAAGUCAAAAUGGCCAUAUUAUUGGUUAGGAGAGAUUCAAAUAAAGAGGUGCCAAAGUGGGAGUAAACAUGGGGUGCAAGUCAAUAAUAAAGUGGAAGGGAGGCCUUGGUAGGACCAAUACCUCCAAC